This is a messenger RNA of Triticum aestivum (bread wheat), 750 nucleotides long. RefSeq names its product SKP1-like protein 1. The transcript has a single exon. The coding region runs from base 73 to 591 and encodes 172 amino acids. Gene Ontology annotation, biological process: ubiquitin-dependent protein catabolic process. The record is from RefSeq and is a predicted model, not a curated record. Lineage: Eukaryota; Viridiplantae; Streptophyta; Magnoliopsida; Poales; Poaceae.
GUUCGCUCGCUCUUCCGCCGCCGCGUCUUCUCGCUGGUACGCGUUUCGUUUCGCCUCCCAAUCCUCCCAUCGAUGGCGGCCGAGGCAGGCGUGAAGAAGAUGAUCCUGCUCAAGAGCUCGAAUGGCGAGGGUUUUCAGGUCGAGGAGGCGGUCGCCAUAGAGUCGCAGACCAUCCGCCACAUGAUCGAGGACGACUGCGCCGACAACGGGAUCCCGCUUCCCAACGUCGACUCCAAGAUCCUCGCCAAGGUCAUCGAGUACUGCAAGAAGCACGUCCAGGCCAGCCCCAAUCCGGCUGACUCUAGCGCUGCCGACGCAAACUCCUCCACCUCUACCGCCGCCGCCGCCGAGGACCUCAAGAGCUUUGACGCGGAGUUCGUCAAGGUCGACCAGGCCACCCUCUUCGACCUCAUCCUGGCUGCCAACUACCUCAACAUCAAGGGAUUGCUCGACCUUACUUGUCAGACUGUUGCAGACAUGAUCAAGGGCAAGACCCCGGAGGAGAUCCGCAAGACUUUUAACAUCAAAAAUGACUUCACACCCGAGGAGGAGGCGGAGAUCCGCAGGGAGAACCAGUGGGCUUUUGAGUAGAAAAUAGUAGCAUCGAGGCAAUGUUCGUUGAAGUAAUGCUAGCAGUAUUAAUCUUGUUUUUUUAGACUUUGUAUGUCUACGUUUCAGCACUUCUUUUUUCUAUGUCGUCGUAAUCGCUGUAAUUAUUCCGAAUUCAAAACAUCGUUAUAUUCUGAGUUA